AACUAUCAGUCUCCACCAGCUAACUGUGCUCCACCGAGCAGCAUGAGAGAGCAGUUAAACACCUUUCAGCUCAAUAUGGAAACCUUUACCUUUACAGUAAGAUUAUGAAUGAAGCUUCGGCAUUGCAGAAGGCUGCACUACAGGAACAUCCCCCUGGCACAGGCCACACCGUGGUACCAUCACGGCAGCCGUACAUGAGUGUACCAUUUGCCUCUAGACACGUGUGUUUCUAUAAAAGCGGAGAUACCCAAUUUAGUGGUUUGCAGGUGAUCAUUAACAACCGCACAUUCAAGACCUUUGAGGCUCUGUUAGACAGCUUGUCCAAGCGUGUUCCACUACCAUUUGGAGUCCGCACUAUUACAACACCAAGUGGCCACACAUCAGUCAGUUCUCUCGAUCAGCUUCACCACGGCCAUUCAUACAUUUGCUCAGAUAAACGCACUGUCAAGCCCAUCGACUUGGAGCAAGCACGCCGAAAACCACCACCAUGGUACCAUGCCAGGCCUGUCAGCAACAGGAGGCAGAGAGAAAAGCAGAAUUCUGGCCCACGUAAUGCAAAGUGGAACGAGAAUGCUGCCCUGCUGCACACCCCAAAGAGGCUGGUGGUUUUCCGCAAUGGAGAUCCUGAAGUUAAACACACACUCCUGUUGCAGAAGAAGACCACACAAUCUUUCGAGGCACUACUUGAUCGUAUAGCUGAGGUCAUGUGUUUCCCUGUACGCAGGUUGCACACACCAGAUGGAAGGAGGGUGGAUGGACUGCCUGCCCUCAUCAUGUGCUCAGGUAUAUUGGUAGCUGCUGGCCGUGAGCCUUUCAGAAAAAGAAACUAUGAUGUUCAAAAGCCUUUUACUCCAACUUGGCUGCCAGCAAAAAGUGUGGGAAGGCUGCAUCCUGUGACCAAAAAAAAUAAAUCUAUGACAAGUACCACCAAAUCUCUGCCUUUCUCACCAUCUUCAGAGCGCUUCAUUGUGAAUCAGUUACACAACAGUUUUGCAGAAAGUGCAUAUUACCCGACUGGUUCUGUGGAAAUAGAGACUGGUCAUCUGCAGGAGUCUGUUGCAGGGACAGAUACGGUCACCUGCAUGGACGGUGACAAUAAUGAAUACAUCUGCAUGCCCAGUGAUGAUGACAUUGAGAAAACAUUUAGAGUCAACCAAGAUGGCAGCAUGACCAUAGAGAUGAAAGUGCGCUUGACUAUUAAAGAGGAGGAAACUGUUCAUUGGACGACGACCCUCAGUCGGCAAAGUGUCACAAGUCAAAUGAAAUCUGACUUGGAUUUACAUUCUGAUCUGAGUGCAGCUUCAACUGACCAGAUUGGCCCUGAUGUUUCAGCAAUCCAAAGAUGUCCUGAAGAAUAUAACAAUGUCUCUUCUAAUAAAUGUGUUCAAACAUUGUAUGAAGAGAUGAUGAAAGGUAGAGCAGAGGAAAGCAUCAAAAUAAAAGAUCCCUUGCAGCCACUUUCUGAACAAAAACUAUUCUUUGGUGAAACCGAGAGCCAAGAUAUUGUGCACAGAUUGGACACCCCUAGGGUAGAGCAAGGCAAUGAGCAGGAGCACUGGUUGGUAAGGCAGUUCAAUGAACGCCCAGUGCCUAAACCUCGUAGCACAUGCCUCUCACAAAUGCAAGCUAAUAUGUAUAAGUCUGCAGAGAUUUUGCAAAUACAGGAUAGUGGGCAAGAGAGAGUGCUUCACAUCUAUGAGCAACAAACUUGCCAGAAUAAUUUUUUUGCCAAUACAGAAAUCUAUGCUCAUGAGAUAAAUACGUGUGAUGCUGUAUUAUCUGCAUCCAGUACAAUGAUUCCCUCUUCUAGUAAAGAAUUAGAAUCUGAGUCUAAACCUGCCACUGCUCAUGACUCUCUCCAAAGCCUGGAUAAUUUCUUAUCUUCAAUGGAGCACCAACCAUUAUGUAAAAGAAAGAACAACCCUAAGAUCAAAAACAAACCAUCAAAUAUUCAUACUCCUCUGACUAAAGAUGGUAAAACCUUUGCUCCUAAUGUGGUCUCAGCAGCAAAUAUGAGCAAAAAAAGAAAGAAAAUAAGAGUUAGUGUGAAAAAGAGUCACAGUUCCCACAUAUUCAGUCUGGCAAAUAAAAGAAAAGAAAGCAAAAUUGACAUAAUGAAAGAGAUUAAGAAAAUUAAAAAUGCUGUCUUUAACCAGGCUGAAGCUAUAAAAGGCAUGACUGUACAGUGCAGAGCCAAAUCUGUCAAGAAAUUAACAAAAGAUAAAAGAACCAAUCUACCUAUUGGUCAUAAAAGUGUUUCUUCCACAUUACACAAGGCUUUUCAAAUGCAAAGUCCUACUGUGGAAGAACAGUGCAGCAAUGACGAAUACCCUGCCGAAGAAAACAUAUACCAGGGGGAACUAAGUGGAAAUACAUCUCCAAAUCAAAAAUUCCUUAAUGUAUCAACCAAUAAAUGUACCCUAAAACGGCAAUCAUCAAUGCAAGAAGAACAAGCCACACAAGAUCUUAAAGAAACCUCAUCUCUCCCUGCUCCACAUUACUCUUCCUCAGUCUUAAACAAGUAUGUGGAACACUGGUUACAGACCAGUGAAGCAGAAACAGCUCCUGACCAAAAUCAGGCACCAUCAUCCAAGUCUGUACAGGAGUUAGAGAUAACUUGUGCAACUCCUAGUGCUAGACUGGCCUCGAAGAAGAAAUAUGCCAAGUUUCCCAGAAAUAUGCCAAAUUUGUCAAAAAAAGGGCUAGUCAAUUCAUCACAGAGAAGUAACAUUUUGCCCAGAGGUUCUGACCAAGAUAGUUCAUUGCUAUCCCAAAUGAACACAUUUUCAGACACAAAGUUGUCUGAAAGUAACACUUCAAUGAGCAUGCUUCUACCAAUGAAUCUUUCUUUAAAAAAUAAUCAUGGACAAAUAGCAUCUAUAGAAGAUACUUCAUCACCAAAUAAAAGUUCAGUUCACAAAACUCUUUCACAAGAAAAUGUCCAAUUGUCAAGAAAUAUUUCUUUAAAUAAUACACAAUUGACCAGUAGAGCUGUUUUAGAUAAUAGUGUAUCCACAUUAUCUUCUAAACAAGAAAUAAUCCAACUUACACAAUAUGUGAAAAAAGAUGAAAACAAAGAAGAGCCUUUGUAUAGUGCAUAUGGAUUUGCAAACAACCAUGUAAAACUAACAUCUCUUAGUAGAGAUCCUUCCUCAGAAAAGACUUUAACUAGCCAACACUCCAUAGAACAAAUACCCAAAAAUAACACUUUGUCUAAGGCAUCAUUAUUCAGUACACAAGGUGUAGAGAAAACAGCCCUUUCAAAAAAUGCAGCAUUUCAAUGUAAGCCGAAACAUUUAGCGAUGACCAAGGGAUCAAAAUGUACUAUCCCACAGGGAUUGGUAGGCUCAUGUGAAAAUGAUGCACAUACAUUUUUAAGUCCGCUAUCAAGUAAAGAAAAACAAGUUUUCCCAGCAGAAAAAUCAUACACAGUCAAAAUGGCAGUAAGGCCUGACAUGAGGCAUGUUCUAGAUGAGCUCUGCCAUUCUAUCCAUUCACUUCGUGAAGCAACAAAGCACAAGCAGCGAUCCUGUUUGGAGAAAUCGAAAAGCAUGCCAGACUUUUCCUCACACUUGGCCACUACUUUUGGUUCCUCAUCAAGAGUGCUCCUAGCAUUUCUUUCAGUCAUGACUUUGAGGGAUGGUCUGGAACCUGAAUGUACUCCGCCUAACGACACCAGCCUGAGUUACUCAGAGGCUUUGCUUAUGCUUCAGUCUCUUAAGGAGAUGGCAGCUAUUGAGGAUGCAGAGCAGCUGGUAGCAAAAUUAAAUUCCCUGCAGAAAUCGGCAUCUAAUCAGUUGCUGCAAAGCUGGAAAGGGUUCCAAAAUAUGAGCAGUACAUCCAUCCUUUCCAACGUCACCCCAGAGUGUACCAGGGAGGGGUCUUACAAUAUGCUAAACUCUGAAGAGGAGGCAAUUCAAAGGCUCAUGGAAGAACUAGGGGUUCCAGACAGAGUUAGAGAAGAGCUGGCUGCUCUUCACAUUCAAGAAAAGGAGAGCAUCAGCGGUAACCAAGUUGAUGGAUCAGGAGAGCUGUAUGAGUCACUCCAAGAGGUGAAUAGAUAUACAGAAUCAGACUUAAGUGUAAAAACACUUAAAUUCUCUGACUGUGUGCUUGAAGAUAUAAAUGCAUAUGUUAAAUUUGUCAUUAAAAAAGCAGUUUAUGAACAUAGUAAUUCUGGGGUCAUUAUGCAGCAUUCAUCGUGUGGCACUGAAAAAGAAGUGGUAACUCAUGAACAGGAAAGAAAUUCCUGUCCUACUGGAGAAAAACAACAGGCUGACUGCAUACUAGACUCUAACAUCUGUGAAAACAUCUUGGAAGAAAAGCAACAAAGACCUGAGAAGAAUGAUAUAAGACAUAAAGAGAAACAGGAAACAUAUGCAAGGCAAGAAAUAAAUAUGGAGGAGAUCAAAGACAGGCCAGUGUGUGAACAGCGUGGAGUGAAACAAGGAAGAAUUAUUUCUAAGGAUGAGAGUGUAGCAGAAGAUUACAUUAUGGACACUGACGCUAAAUAUUCUCAGCCGCUAGAUAGCAAUAAAGAAAUGAAGGAAGUGAAGGACCUGAGGAAUACAAGUAAAAUGCAUUAUAGUCAAAUGUAUCCUAAAUUAGAUAAGAGUAAUGAUGGCUUGGACUGCUCUGAAGAGGAGAAAUCUAGUUUAGAAGAAGAAACCUCUGCUGAGGAGCAUAUUAAAUUCUUUGAAAAUCAGGUCAGUGAUAAAGGCCCAGCAAGUGGUUUACAACAGAAAUAUUCCAUGGUUGAGUCAGAAGCAAAACAGCAAAGUGAUGAACUGUUGAGUCAAGCACACAUGCAGUUACAUAAUAAAAUGGACAGUGCAAAGAAGAACCCUGGACAACCUGAAAUGCAAACUACUUUGCUUGCUGUUUGUCUAGAACGAGAGACAAGACAUCAACCAGAGGAGAUUUAUUCUGAGGAGCAAGAGGCAGUUGUGGAGGCACCAGAAUGUUAUCGGCAAGAAAAUAUUGAUAAUCAAAAAGAAUGUAGCAUCAAAAAAGCUGUAGUACAGAGAGUAAAGGUUAAAAGAAGAAUAGUUUAGUAGC
Molecule: messenger RNA, 5058 nt
Organism: Silurus meridionalis
Lineage: Eukaryota; Metazoa; Chordata; Actinopteri; Siluriformes; Siluridae
Product: oxygen-regulated protein 1-like
Biological process (GO): intracellular signal transduction; axoneme assembly; retina development in camera-type eye
Cellular component (GO): axoneme
Source: RefSeq, a predicted model, not a curated record